Molecule: messenger RNA, 1355 nt
Organism: Topomyia yanbarensis
Lineage: Eukaryota; Metazoa; Arthropoda; Insecta; Diptera; Culicidae
Product: testis-specific serine/threonine-protein kinase 3-like
Exons: 4
Coding region: 169-1272 (367 amino acids)
Biological process (GO): microtubule cytoskeleton organization; intracellular signal transduction; protein phosphorylation
Cellular component (GO): cytoplasm
Molecular function (GO): protein serine/threonine kinase activity; ATP binding; tau-protein kinase activity
Source: RefSeq, a predicted model, not a curated record
UGAUCAGAUUCGAAUCUCAGUAGGCAUCACUGCCCGAGUUGACGGUUUUCGGUCAAACAAGAAAAAUGUCGAAAAUUGAAUAAAAAUCUAACACGGAUCCAUCAUAUAAAUAGGUACUUAUUUCGGAAUUAUUUUCCCAAAUUUUCGGUGCUAGUUUUGUACGAUAUUAUGGGUUCCAAGACCGAAGUAACCCAAAAGGAGUUGCAGUCCGCCUUGUCGGAAAGACGACCUAGCGAAGAAGACCAUCUGAAACGACGAGAAUCCGUAUUGGAGAGCAAUGGCUACUAUGUCAAGGAAACCAUUGGAACUGGAGCAUUUUCUGUCGUCAAGAAAGCCUUUUCUAAAACACAUAACCGAUCAGUCGCCAUCAAAAUAGUUUCAAAACAAAAAGCCACCAAGGAUGUACUGACCAAGUUUUUACCCCGGGAAAUAGACUUGGUGCGAGGACUAAAGCACGUGAAUUUGAUCCGAUUUUACGAGUGUAUUGAAACUACAAUGAGGUUUUAUAUCGUAAUGCAAUGCGCCGAAAAUGGGUCGCUACUGCAGCUUAUUCGCAAGGAAAAGUGUCUUCCUGAGGUUCGAGCCAAAUUGUUUUUCAACCAAUUAAUCAAUGCUGUUGAGUACAUUCACAAGAUGGGAGUGGUCCACCGAGACAUCAAAUGCGAAAAUAUUGUUUUUGACGAAAGCUUUACAUUGAAAUUGAUUGAUUUUGGAUUUGCCCGGGGAGAUAUGCUGCCGGUAGUUGCGGGAGGUAAAUUUAAACCAGUUCUGUCGAAAACCUUUUGCGGCAGUCAUGCAUAUGCUAGUCCCGAAAUUCUCAAAUCUCUUCCAUACCAACCACAACUGUCGGACAUUUGGGCUGUUGGGAUCGUACUCUAUACCAUGGUAAUUGGUCGGCUACCAUUUUCUAAUGAGAAUAACGUAAACGCUCUUAUUAAGCAAGUGACAGCUGGGCCAAAAUUUCCCAAGGAUCGGUGUGUCAGUGAUGACUGUAGAGAUCUUAUAGUCAAAAUUUUACGACCGGCUAAUCAACGCAUAUCCAUCGAGGAUAUGCGCCUACUUCCCUGGUUAAACGAAAACGAUUCCGGUUACGACGACUCAGGAAAUGAGAAGAAUCAUGAGAAAAAGCUAAAAUUGGAUCAAAUGUGCGAUGACAGUAAAUCCGGAACCAUGUCGAUGCAAGUUAAUAACGACGACGAAAAUAACGGUCAGCCGUGUACAUCACUGAGUGUAUUUAACAGAAAAAGACCGUAUCAAAUUGAUUUUAAAUAGUCUAGUAGUGUUAGUUGGUUUGAAAUCAAAAUUAACAAUUUGUUUUACUGUACAUAGUAAUUUUUGACACUGGUGUCAAAUUU